This is a messenger RNA of Andrographis paniculata, 2014 nucleotides long. RefSeq names its product endoglucanase 10. The transcript is spliced from 6 exons. Gene Ontology annotation, molecular function: hydrolase activity, hydrolyzing O-glycosyl compounds. Gene Ontology annotation, biological process: carbohydrate metabolic process. The coding region runs from base 198 to 1775 and encodes 525 amino acids. The record is from RefSeq and is a predicted model, not a curated record. NCBI's taxonomy places the organism in Eukaryota, Viridiplantae, Streptophyta, Magnoliopsida, Lamiales, Acanthaceae.
GACUGGCGACAGCUUUUUACCAUUUCUCUAAACCCCACUUUUGUCACAUUUCGCCUAAACCCUCCCCAAAGAUGCCAUUGUUAAUUACACCUUAAAUCUCGACUCGAACAAACCCCUCUCCCCAAAAUUAGGUCAAUCUAAUUUCUUACCAUUUGGGGACAUCGUCGUGUCGUAGAUCGACCCACAGAUCGAACACGAUGGAGGAGAAGGGGAGAUCGAGUGGAUGGUGUGGGUGGUUCUUGGUGCUCAUAGUUUUGGCUGCAAUUGGGCUCGGAAUCUUCUAUGCCGUAAAGCAGAAACAGCACAAAUCCGGCGGCGGCGCCGCCCCUGUUCCCGGCCCUCCCGGCGCCGUCGACAAGAAAUACGCCGAUGCCCUCAAAAUUGCAAUGCAGUUUUUCGACAUCCAAAAAUCUGGUAAGCUGGAGAAUAAUCGAAUCCCGUGGCGAGGGGAUUCCGCGACGAAGGAUGGAAACGCAGCUCAAUUAGAUCUUUCCAAGGGAAUGUACGACGCCGGCGAUCACAUGAAGUUCGGAUUCCCAAUGGCGUUUACAGCAACAGUCCUGUCGUGGACAAUACUCGAGUAUGGCGAUCAAAUGAAGGUUGUAAAUCAAUUGGAACCUGCUCAAGACAACCUUAAAUGGAUUACAGACUACCUCGUGAAGGCGCAUCCCUCCGAUAAUGUUCUCUACAUUCAGGUUGGAAGCCCGGAAGUGGACCACGCGUGUUGGGACAGACCGGAGGAUAUGUCCGAGGGAAGACCGCUGACACAAGUGAAUUCCUCGGCGCCUGGAUCCGAUGUUGCUGGCGAGACAGCAGCCGCUCUUGCAUCAGCAUCUCUGGUUUUCCGGACAUCAGAUUCUGCGUACUCGGAUUCCCUAUUAAAGCAUGCUAAACAGCUGUUUAAAUUCGCUGACGCGUAUCGAAAUUCUUACAGCGUCACCGUUCCUGAAGUGCAAAAUUUCUAUAACUCCACCGGCUUCGGCGACGAGCUUUUGUGGGCUGCCAGCUGGCUGUACCACGCGACGGGAGACAAAGCGUAUUUCGAAUACGUAACCGGGAAAAAUGGCGACGAUUUUGCGAAUUGGGGAAGCCCGACUUGGUUUAGCUGGGAUAAUAAGCUCGCCGGAGCUCAGGUUCUGCUGUCAAGAGUUAGUUUUUUUGGGGCGAAACCCAUCUCGACUUCCAAUGUACUUCGGAAGUAUAGAAGUUCGGCGGAGGCCGUAAUGUGUGGUCUCUUACCAAAAUCUCCGACAGCCACGACGAGCAGAACUGACAAUGGUUUGAUCUAUAUAAGUGAAUGGAAUUCGUUGCAACAUCCCGUGGCGUCGGCGUUUUUGGCAGCGAUUUACAGCGAUUACAUGCUGACAUCUCGAACUGCGACGAUAUCGUGCGACGGGCGUAAUUUUAGGCCUUCGGAUCUCCGGAAGUUCGCGACUUCACAGGCAGACUAUGUUUUGGGCGAUAAUCCUAUGAAACUGAGUUACCUCGUUGGGUAUGGUAAUAAAUACCCGCAGUUCGUUCAUCACCGAGGAGCGUCGAUUCCUGCCGAUGCAACAACAGGGUGCAAAGACGGAUUCAAAUGGCUCGAAUCAGAUCAGCCGAAUCCCAAUAUAGCUACGGGAGCGCUCGUCGGAGGGCCAUUUCUCAACGAAUCGUUUGUUGAUUCGCGAAACAAUUCUAUGCAAACGGAACCGAGCACGUAUAAUAGCGCGCUUAUCGUCGGGCUGCUUUCGAGCCUCGUCACGACAUCAUCGGUGGUACAAUCUUUCACUUAGUACUAUUAUUAUUUCGAUUGAUCAUUCGACGAAACCAUUGAGUGUAUGUGUAUGUAUAUGUGUAUGUCUAUGCCUUAUUGUUUGGCUGUAAAUUUUGGAAACUGUUUUGAAUUACUUAGAGAAAGGGAUCCGCCAUUGAUGAAUGCGGGAAGGUCUUGUACUAAAAGAUAGAACAGUAGUCGUGUAUGUUGUUUUCUUGGAUAAUUAAGGUUGAAAAAACAAUAGGAAUAACUUACAUA